Molecule: messenger RNA, 1693 nt
Organism: Heterobilharzia americana
Lineage: Eukaryota; Metazoa; Platyhelminthes; Trematoda; Strigeidida; Schistosomatidae
Source: the annotation of a GenBank genome assembly
AUUGGUUAUUAAGAUUUUAUAUUACUUGCUAGCGGGUAGUUCGUUAGAAGCGCUACUAUGAUUACUGGCUACAGGAUUCUGGGCACACGAGUUAAGUGUGCUCCGAACUUAAAGGCCUGGUGUAUAAAUAACAAAGAAAUAAAAAGAAGUGCUUUUCGGUGGGUCCCGGAUAAGAAGUUUAUGGACCAGCUGAAAGAUGCACUGGUUCCUCGUAGCGUUCGUAAAGAGAACGCAGAAAUUCAACCAGUCGAUUUUCUCCAGAAAAAACAUUUCGAGGUUCAAUCUGUUCAGUUGAACUUUGGACCCCAACAUCCUGCCGCUCAUGGUGUCCUAAGAGUUAUUAUGGAUCUGGAUGGAGAGCUUAUCGUACGUCUAGAUCCUCAUAUUGGUCUAUUGCAUCGUGGCACAGAAAAGUUGAUUGAAUACAAAACAUACACCCAGGCUUUACCGUAUUUUGAUCGACUUGAUUAUGCUUCUAUGAUGUGUAAUGAACAGUGUUUUUCGUUAGCUGUGGAGAAGCUACUAAAUAUUGAAAUACCUCCUCGUGCGAAAUAUAUUCGAACUCUUUUCGCUGAAAUAACUAGAAUAAUGAAUCAUUGUUUAGCUGUUGGUUCUCAUAUAUUGGAUAUUGGAGGUAUUACUCCAAUAUUUUGGCUAUUUGAAGAACGUGAGAAAAUGUAUGAAUUCUAUGAACGUGUAUCUGGUGCUCGUAUGCAUGCAGCUUAUAUUCGUCCAGGAGGUGUUGCUUUCGAUAUGCCACUUGGAUUAAUGGAUGAUAUUUAUCAAUUCUUAAAAAAAUUCCCACAACGAUUAGAUGAAAUCAGUGAUUUAGUGCAAGAGAACCCUAUAUGGAUUUCUCGUACGAAAGAUAUCGGUAUUGUUAGCGCUGAAGAUGCUUUAGAUAUGGGAUUCUCUGGAGUUAUGCUUCGUGGGAGUGGGGUUAAAUGGGAUAUACGUAAAACGGAACCUUAUGAUGCUUAUGCAGAUAUAGAAUUUGAUGUGCCAGUAGGUAUUCAUGGGGACUGCUAUGAUCGAUUUUUAGUCCGAAUGGAAGAAAUGCGUCAAUCUAUGCGUAUUAUAGAACAGUGUAUAAAUAAAAUGCCUGCUGGUGAUGUCAGAGUAGAUGAUGCUAAAAUCUGUCCACCUAAACGUGCUGAAAUGAAGGAUUCAAUGGAAGCGCUUAUUCAUCAUUUCAAGUUGUUUACUGAAGGUUACAUGGUACCGCCGGGAUCAACUUAUACUGUCGUUGAAGCUCCAAAAGGUGAAUUCGGAGUCUAUUUAGUCUCAGAUGGUACAAACAGGCCGUACAGAUGUAAAAUUAAGGCGCCUGGAUUUUCACAUUUAUCUGCAUUGGACAAACUUUGUCGUGGUUAUCUUUUGGCAGAUGUGGUUGCAGUUAUAGGUAAUACGCAGAUUUUAUACAUUCGGUUAUUUGUUACACUUUGUUUUUGUUGGUUUAAUUGCUGAUCAUCCUGAGAAUUUGGCUUUCCCAAGGUAUGGUGGUGAUAUUUGAAAGAGAUGUUGUUAGUGAAGACGAACCAAAGAAGACAGUAGGUACAUUGGAUGUUGUAUUUGGUGAAAUAGAUCGAUGAUUUCGUGAUAUACAUAAUAAUCAGUUUGUACGAUUAUUGUUAUCCUUGUCCUCUUAAUAAUGUAGAUUUAAUUUAAGCUUCAAUAAAGACUACAAUCUACU